CGCUCUCUUUCUCUCCCAACCGCCGCCUCCACAACUACAUUCCACCCUGAAAACACAAUUCCCCUUCUGCUCAUUCUAUCCCAAGGCUACUCCCUCCCUCCGAAUCCGAGCUUCCACCACCACGACUACCACGGAGACCGACGCCCCGCCGCCGCCAUCGGCCGCCGCCACUAAGCUCAAUAAAUACAGCUCAAGAAUCACGGAGCCCAAGUCGCAGGGCGGCUCCCAGGCGAUUCUCUACGGCGUGGGCCUCUCCGAUGACGACAUGAACAAACCCCAGGUCGGAAUUUCGUCGGUCUGGUACGAGGGGAACACCUGCAACAUGCAUCUUCUGAAGCUCGCGGAGGCCGUGAAGGAAGGUGUUCAGGAGGCCGGAAUGGUGGGGUUCAGGUUCAAUACAAUUGGGGUUAGCGAUGCUAUUUCAAUGGGGACGAGGGGAAUGUGCUACAGUUUGCAGUCGAGGGACUUGAUUGCUGAUAGCAUUGAGACUGUUAUGGCUGCUCAGUGGUACGAUGGGAACAUUUCCAUCCCCGGAUGUGACAAAAAUAUGCCAGGUACAAUUAUGGCUAUGGGACGGCUGAACCGUCCAAGCAUUAUGGUUUACGGUGGAACAAUUAAGCCAGGUCAUUUUCAAGGUCACACAUAUGACAUAGUAUCUGCCUUCCAGGUUUAUGGAGAGUAUGUGAGUGGAUCCGUAAGUGAUGAAGAAAGGAUGAAUGUAGUCCGCAACUCAUGUCCUGGAGCUGGGGCAUGUGGUGGAAUGUAUACAGCAAAUACAAUGGCUUCCGCUAUUGAAACACUGGGAAUGUCCCUUCCUUACAGUUCUUCCACGCCUGCUGAAGACCCUCUAAAAUUGGAUGAAUGCCGCCUUGCGGGUAAAUAUUUACUCGAUUUAAUUAAAAUGGACUUGAAACCUCGUGACAUCAUCACCCCAAUAUCACUACGUAACGCGAUGGUCAUGGUCAUGGCACUUGGUGGAUCUACAAAUGCUGUUCUGCAUUUAAUUGCUAUAGCAAGGUCUGUAGGUUUGCAACUAACUUUAGAUGACUUCCAAAAGGUUAGCGAUGAGGUUCCAUUCCUUGCAGAUCUUAAGCCAAGUGGUAAGUUCGUGAUGGAAGAUGUACACAAGAUUGGAGGCACACCUGCUAUCAUUCGCCAUCUAUUGGAGCUUGGAUAUUUAGAUGGGGAUUGUAUUACAGUUACGGGACAAAGUCUGGCAGAGAAUGCAAAGCUAUACCCAUCCCUACCUGAAGAACAGCAAAUAAUUAGACCCUUGACAAACCCCAUCAAAGAAACCGGUCACAUACAGAUAUUAUAUGGAAACCUUGCACCUGAAGGUUCUGUGGCAAAGAUCACUGGAAAAGAAGGGUUAUACUUCUCCGUCUGUUCUAAUCUCUUUGUUUUGCAUUACAGCCUUGUGCUUGGGAAAGUAGUGGUUAUUAGAGGAGAAGGACCGAAAGGGGGCCCGGGCAUGCCUGAAAUGCUCACCCCAACAAGUGCUAUAAUGGGGGCUGGACUUGGCAAGGUUGUUUUGACUGUGUUUGUGAAUGAAAAGAGAGUCGAAGUUGCGCUGCUAACUGAUGGAAGGUUCUCUGGAGGUUCUCAUGGAUACGUGGUGGGCCACAUAUGUCCAGAAGCACAAGAAGGUGGUCCCAUUGGCCUUAUUGAGAAUGGGGACUUAGUUACGAUAGACAUUCAGAAGAAGAGGAUUGAUGUGAACCUAACAAAUGAGGAGUUGAACGAGCGCAGAAAGAGGUGGAACCCACCACCUUAUAAAGCUGAACGAGGAGUUCUUUACAAGUACAUUCGUAAUGUGCAAUCAGCCUCUAAGGGAUGCGUGACCGAUGAAUAGAAUGAGGUGAGAGCUUUGUGUGGAAAGGGCAUAAUAGAGAUUAUUGCCUCAAUUUUACAAAAUCUUGACAUUGGGUUAGUGGCUCCUUGGUGUAUCUCGAGUUCUAUGCUCAAAAUUUUCUAUUAUGACUCUAAAUGUCCUCCAGGUCAUUGCGGCUAAAAUUUUCUAUUAUUUUCUUUCUUGUAUUUCUAUUGAGAGGAAUAUUUCUCUUUUUUUUUUUUUCCAAACAUCAAAUAUUAUAU
Striga asiatica is the source of this 2094-nucleotide messenger RNA. The record is from the annotation of a GenBank genome assembly. NCBI's taxonomy places the organism in Eukaryota, Viridiplantae, Streptophyta, Magnoliopsida, Lamiales, Orobanchaceae.